CCCUGCUUGGACGUCCGAGCGCAGUCCUUUCCGCCAUGCUAGGAGCAAGGAGGCACGUUCAGGAAUAAAUUCCGCGUUGAGCUCCGCGCCGGGGCUCAGUCCCUACCUCUUGCCGCUGCUUUUCAUCUCCCCGCGAAGAGCCGCCCGGUGCUUGCAGGGGAGGGGAGAGAGGAGACGGGGGGGCUGGGACCGACUACUUAUUCCUCACUCGGCGCGGGAGAGCGGAGCAGGCGGCUCAGUUGCUGGGGGACGGGGGCUCCUCUCGCGGAAAGACAGAGAAGCUCAAGAUCCAUUCAGAGCCUAAAAACUAGUCCGCGGAAAUGUCUGUGAAGUGAGCCAGUUCCCAGGCACAAGAUCAAGGGAUGGUUCGAGGCCUGUCAUGUCUCCUCUCUAAUGUUUUGUCCUUGUGACCCUCUUCAGCAGAGAGAUGCCUAGUUCUGUGCCUGCUCCCGCCAGCCCAGCCUUCUGUGGGUGACACACUCUUGCUGUCCCAGUGAAGGUUAUCUGGGUUGCUGGCGUCAUUACCUUACAAAAGAGAGAGAGAGAGGAGGGAGGAAUGAAUGAAUGAAAUUAUGCUGGCGAAGACAGAGCUGGAACUGAUGUGCAACGACUGAUGCUCUGCAGAUUUUGCCACAAGGCAAGUCAUUCCAGAGCCAACAAGUUCCUCCUUGCAAGCAGAGAGAAGCUGUGCUCUCUUCUCAGCCGCUAGUCUCUCUGCUCAGCGGUGGGCUAGUCUGUGCUCAGUGGGUCUAGAGGGCUUGGGCUGCAGGCUAGAAGACCAAGGGCUACAAUGGAAGAGAAUGUGUUCAGUGUGCAGCAGAUACAGCCCAAUGUCAUUUCAGUGAGACUCUUCAAGCGCAAGGUUGGGGGUCUCGGGUUCCUGGUAAAGGAACGCAUCAACAAGCCCCCAGUAAUCAUCUCCGACCUGAUCCGGGGCGGGGCAGCUGAGCAAAGUGGGCUCAUCCAGGCUGGGGACAUUAUCCUGGCAGUCAAUGGCCGGCCCCUGGUGGACAUGAGCUAUGAGAGUGCCCUGGAGAUCCUGAGGAGCAUCGCCUCAGAGACCUAUGUGGUUCUGAUCCUGAGAGGUCCCGAGGGCUUCACCACUCAUCUGGAGACCACCUUUGCCGGGGAUGGGAUGCCAAAGACUGUUAGAGUAACCAGACCUUUGUGCCCAACUGCCAAAGCGGUCGACUUGUCCAAUCCAAGCAUCCACGGCAGAGAUCUGCAGCAGGGUGCAGACCAUACCAUGGGCUCGGCUAGUUCAGCCUGGGCCAGGGAGAACAGGCAGGAAGCAGAGUCCCUUGUGCACGUCAAUGGUGUGGUUACCAGCACCAAAGGCGAGGACUCUUUGAAGGGAAGGGACAAUGCCAGUGCCAAUUCUUGCCUCAACGGUGGCGUCGAAAACAAUGAGCUGCUAAAAGAAAUAGAGCCAGUCCUGAAACUCCUGAAGAGCGGCAGUAAGGAACUCAACGGAGACACGCCAACCAAGGUGGAGACAAGAGAUAUAGAAGUCCAGGUGGACUGUUUCAGGGAAGUGGACAAGCCCCAGAAACCUGUGCCAGCCGGGAUGGAAAAUGACCGAGUUUUCAAUGACCUGUGGGGGAAGAGCGACACGCCCGUCGUCCUGAACAACCCCUACUCGGAAAAGGAGCAGCCACCGCCAUCUGACAGACAGUCCCCAACUAAGAACUUGGUGAAUGGAAGCCCGUCUAAGUGCCCACGGUUUGCCAAAGUCAAGAACUGGGAGACUGGCUCGGUGCUUCACGAUACCUUACAUCUCAAGACAGCCAUGGCCAGUGCGUGUACAGAGCAGAUCUGCAUGGGCUCAGUAAUGACGCCCACCCAGCAUAUCCGGAAGCCAGAAGACACCAGGACAAAAGAGCAGCUGUUCCCCUUGGCUAAGGACUUCAUUGAUCAGUACUACUCCUCCAUAAAGAGGUUUGGCUCCAAGGCCCACGUGGAGAGGCUGGAAGAAGUGACCAAGGAGAUUGAAACCACAGACACCUACCAGCUGCGGGACACAGAGCUGAUCUACGGAGCAAAGCACGCCUGGCGUAAUGCAUCCCGCUGCGUGGGCAGGAUUCAAUGGUCCAAGUUACAGGUGUUUGAUGCCCGAGACUGCACCACAGCCCAUGGGAUGUUCAAUUACAUCUGCAACCACAUCAAAUACGCCACCAACAAAGGGAAUCUCAGGUCUGCUAUCACCAUCUUCCCCCAGAGGACAGAUGGCAAGCACGACUUCCGAGUCUGGAAUGCCCAGCUCAUCCGCUAUGCUGGCUACAAGCAGCCAGACGGUACCAUUCUGGGGGACCCAGCCAACAUGGAGCUCACAGAGAUCUGCAUCCAGCAAGGGUGGAAGGCACCCAAGGGGCAAUUUGAUGUCCUGCCACUCCUCCUCCAGGCCAACGGCAAUGAUCCGGAGCUCUUUGAGAUCCCCCCGGAGCUGGUGCUGGAAGUACCCAUCAGGCAUCCCAAGUUUGCCUGGUUUAAGGACCUGGGGCUGAAGUGGUACGGUUUGCCUGCGGUGUCCAGCAUGCUGCUAGAGAUCGGAGGCCUGGAGUUCACUGCCUGCCCCUUCAGUGGCUGGUACAUGGGCACUGAGAUCGGCGUCCGCGAUUACUGUGAUAACUCUCGCUACAACAUGCUGGAGGAAGUAGCCAAAAAGAUGAACCUGGACAUGAGGAAAACCUCCUCGCUGUGGAAAGACCAGGCGCUGGUGGAGAUUAACAUCGCUGUUCUGUACAGCUUCCAGAGCGACAAGGUGACCAUUGUGGACCAUCACUCAGCCACAGAGUCCUUCAUCAAGCACAUGGAGAAUGAGUAUCGCUGCCGCGGGGGGUGCCCUGCUGACUGGGUGUGGAUCGUCCCCCCGAUGUCCAGCAGCAUCACCCCGGUCUUCCAUCAGGAAAUGCUCAACUAUCGGCUCACGCCCUCCUUCGAGUACCAGCCUGACCCUUGGAACACGCACAUCUGGAAAGGGGUCAAUGGGACUCCCACCAAAAAGAGAGCCAUCGGUUUUAAAAAGCUGGCCAAAGCCGUGAAGUUCUCUGCCAAGCUGAUGGGGCAGGCAAUGGCCAAGAGGGUCAAAGCGACCAUCCUCUAUGCCACGGAAACGGGGAAGUCCCAGGUCUAUGCAAAAACCUUAUGUGAAAUCUUCAAGCACGCUUUCGAUGCCAAGGUGAUGUCCAUGGAUGAGUACGACAUAGUCCACCUGGAACAUGAAACUCUCGUCCUGGUGGUCACGAGCACCUUCGGCAACGGAGACCCACCGGAGAAUGGGGAGAAAUUCGGCUGUGCGAUGAUGGAAAUGAGGAAUCCCAACUCUCACCUGGAAGAGAGGAAGAGCUACAAGGUCCGUUUUAACAGCGUCUCCUCUUACUCGGACGCACGGAAGUCUUCGAGCGACGGGCCCGAAGCCAGGGACAACUUUGAGAGCACAGGGCCUCUGGCUAAUGUCAGGUUCUCGGUGUUCGGCCUAGGAUCACGUGCCUACCCCCACUUCUGCGCCUUUGCCCGCGCCGUCGACACCCUGCUGGAGGAGCUGGGAGGGGAGCGCAUCCUCCGCAUGGGGGAGGGGGAUGAGCUCUGUGGCCAGGAAGAGUCUUUCAGGACGUGGGCCAAAAAGGUUUUCAAGGCAGCGUGCGACGUGUUCUGUGUGGGAGAUGACGUGAACAUUGAGAAGGCCAACAACUCCCUCAUCAGCAACGACCGGAGCUGGAAGAGGAGCAAGUUCCGCCUGACCUACGUGGCUGAGGCCCCCGAGCUCACGCAAGGUCUGUACAGUAUUCACAAAAAGCGAGUCUAUGCCGCCCGGCUUCUCACGCGCCAGAAUCUGCAGAGCCCAAAAUCCAGUCGGUCAACAAUUUUCCUGCGACUUCACACCAACGGGCAGCAGGAGUUGCGCUACCAGCCUGGAGACCACCUGGGAGUGUUUCCAGGCAACCACGAGGACUUGGUCAGCACCCUGAUGGAGAGACUCGAGGAUGCACCCCCAGCCAACCAGCUGGUGAAGGUGGAGCUCUUGGAGGAGAGGAGCACAGCUUUAGGUGUCAUCAGUAACUGGACGGAUGAGAACCGCAUCCCACCCUGCACCAUCUUCCAGGCGUUUAAGUGCUACCUGGACAUCACCACGCCUCCCACCCCGCUGCUGCUGCAGCAGUUUGCCUUACUGGCCACCAGCGACAAGGAGAAGAAACGUCUGCAGGUCCUUAGCAAGGGCUUGCAGGAGUACGAGGAAUGGAAAUGGUCCAAGAACCCCACCAUAGUGGAGGUGCUAGAGGAGUUCCCGUCUGUGCAGAUGCCCUCCACCCUGCUGCUCACCCAACUGCCCGUGCUGCAGCCUCGCUAUUAUUCCAUCAGCUCCUCCCCCGACAUGUCACCGGACGAGGUGCACCUCACCGUGGCCGUGCUCUCCUACCGCACUAGAGAUGGGGAAGGACCGAUACACCAUGGGGUCUGUUCCUCCUGGUUCAACCGGAUACAGGCUGAUGAAGUUGUGCCCUGUUUUGUAAGAGGAGCUCCUGGGUUCCACAUGCCACAAGAUCCCCAGGUUCCCUGCAUCCUGAUUGGCCCAGGUACAGGAAUCGCCCCAUUCCGGAGUUUUUGGCAGCAGCGGCUCUUUGAAAUCGAGCACAAAGCACUGAAGCCCUGUCCGAUGAUUUUGGUCUUUGGGUGCCGACAGUCCAAGAUCGACCACAUUUACAAAGAGGAGACCCUCCUAGCCAAAAACAAAGGCAUCUUCAAAGAGCUGUACACAGCCUAUUCCCGGGAACCAGACAAACCAAAGAAAUACGUGCAGGACGUGCUGCAGGAGCAGCUGUCUCAGUCUGUGUACAAAGCGCUGAAGGAGCAGGGAGGCCACAUCUACGUGUGCGGGGACGUCACCAUGGCCGGGGAUGUCUUCAAGGCCAUUCAGCGCAUCGUGAAGCAGCAGGGCCAGCUGUCCGUGGAGCAGGCUGGCGCUUUCAUUAGCAAGCUGAGGGAUGACAACCGAUACCACGAGGAUAUUUUUGGAGUCACCUUGCGUACAUAUGAAGUGACUAACCGCCUUCGAUCUGAGUCGAUUGCCUUCAUUGAGGAAAGCAAAAAGGACACGGAUGAGGUUUUCUGCUCAUAACCAGAACCCCUUGCCCCAGACGGGAUGCCAAACCAGCUGCAGUGGCAGCCACCCCUCUCCAGCCGGAGGGCGCUGGGUUUUGUAUUUACACGGACACGGCGGCUCCUUUUCUGCGGGACCUGCCCACGGAAAGUGCUCUGUCUCUCGUCCUGUCGUCGUGUCCCGAUGAUGAUGAUUUCCCUUUCCUUUCUCUCUCUGUCGUCCUGUGGCGGUUUCUUUUCACUCCUUGUUUCCCUCCUCGGAGUCCCCCGCUGAAGUGCGAUGGCUUUAUAAUCCGCAGUGGCUCUUACGAAACUACGUUUCUUCUUCGCUCGGUCCGACGAGGGCGUUUCGCGGCUGCAUGAAAUCACCACCUUCGUGAUCAUCUGCAUUCUUUGGUGUUUGGGGGGGUGGGGCUGGAGUGGGGGGAUCCGGGCAGUGAGGACUGGAGAGAAGCUGUUUUGCCCGAGACCCCUUUCCCCACCUCAACGUGGCACUUGGCUGAAUGGCUGCAUCUUCCUCGCUUUGCUUUGGCCGCUCCGGGCCUGGCCCAGGGGGAAGUUGGAUGGAAAGGAAGUGCUGCCCUGCCCCCUUUCUUGCUGUUGAUGGAGGCACCAGAGCUUUGUUCUGUUUGAGGGGUGGGGUUUGUCUGUGUUCAAUGGGUAACAAUUCACCUAAGUGAGCUCUGUGCUGUUUGUAUCAUCAGUCCCACACCCCACCCCCUCUUGGCUCCGUCCUCAGUCCUCUCUUGCCUGUGUGCCCUGUGCUGAUCCUGCUGGUGCAAAAGUCUUCACGGGCAGUGUGCAGGUGCAGGCUGGUGCUUCUGCAAAGGGGCAGCACGGGGGUGCUCUCUGGUCACGGGGAAGCAGGGGAUGUACUGUCCACUCUGCAUCCAAACCUCCCCAGCCUGCAAUGGGAGUUAAGGGUAAAUGUGGCCAGCCGGCAUGAGAGGGCUACAGAUUAGCUGAGAUCCCUGGAGGAAAGAUUGUGACUCGGGCGUGGGUUGCGUCCUGUAGCUUCCCUGGAUUAACAGGACGCUGGCGGUGGGCACGUGAGUCCUCUCCAGCAAGGUAAGAGAACAUGUAAGGUGACAAGGCUGGGAGGCGGAGUAGCUCUGAAGCCAUCUCUGCCCAGGUCCAAGCAGCACCUGCUUAUAAAAAAGGUUGAUAGGAAGCCAGCAAGUAGCCGGUCUAUGGGGUCUACUGCGGCCAUUCCUGACCCCUGGUACCAGGCCUUCUGGGAGCCCCAUGUAACGCCCCAUUAAAUGAGUAACAGUUGCCUUGAAUAUUCAAAGCAUGGCAAGUCUGUCCUAGCGUGAUCUUGUGAGAUGUCCUUUCUCAGCAACGCCCCCCCCUCCCCUCCAGGAGCUGCAAAGCUCUCGUGCCAGGCUGGCUGCAACAGCCCCGGGUACCUCCACUCUGCAAAAAGCCCCAAAUCCUCUCCAUGCCCACUCUGCCUGCUGCAUGCACGGUGCCAUUCUUCAAAUUGCACAAGGCCUCUGGGCCGGGAGCUCUCAGGAGAGAGGGGGAGCAAGCCCGAGAAGAGAGGCACUGGUGCUGUCUAAUGCCAGGCUCUGAGGUGCUGACCGCUCAGAUCCACUGCACAGAUACAGCCCCGGGAGAGACUCUUACAGGAACUGCUACAGAGCUAUUUGGGCAUAAGCUUUUGUGGGUAAAAACCCACAAAAGCUUAUGCCCAAAUAAAUCUGUUAGUCUUUAAGGU
Molecule: messenger RNA, 6817 nt
Organism: Trachemys scripta elegans
Lineage: Eukaryota; Metazoa; Chordata; Testudines; Emydidae
Gene: NOS1
Product: nitric oxide synthase 1
Exons: 29
Coding region: 791-5116 (1441 amino acids)
Biological process (GO): nitric oxide biosynthetic process
Molecular function (GO): NADP binding; heme binding; calmodulin binding
Source: RefSeq, a predicted model, not a curated record